UUGACAACACCAAAGGACAGCCUCCACUCCCCCCACCUGCUCCUCCCCAACCCUAAACCUCCUCUCGUCUACCCCAUGGCGUCGCCGCCGCCGCCUCCGAAGCUGCCGGUCCCCGGCCGCCGCAACAUCCUCGUCACCAGCGCGCUGCCCUACGUCAACAACGUCCCUCACCUCGGGAACAUCAUCGGCUGCGUGCUCAGCGCCGACGUGUUCGCGCGCUACUGCCGGCUGCGGGGCUACAACGUCAUCUACAUAUGCGGCACCGACGAGUACGGGACGGCCACCGAGACCAAGGCCAUGGAGGAGAAGUGCUCGCCCAAGGAGAUCUGCGACAAGUAUCAUGCUGUCCAUAGUGAGGUUUACAAAUGGUUUGACAUAAAGUUUGACAAGUUUGGACGGACAUCCUCUCCCCAACAGACUGAAGUCUGCCAAGCAAUUUUCCAAAAGUUGAUGGAAAACAAUUGGCUCACAGAAAACACCAUGCAGCAGCUGUACUGUGAUACUUGCCAACGAUUUUUAGCGGAUAGGCUCGUGGAGGGGAAAUGUCCAACUGAAGGCUGUAAUUAUGAGGCGGCGCGAGGUGAUCAGUGUGAAAACUGCAGCAAAUUGUUGAAUCCAACUGAGCUAAUUGAUCCCAAGUGUAAGGUCUGUAAGAAUACUCCACGUGUCCGUGACACAGAUCACUUAUUCCUUGAGCUUCCUCUUUUGAGCGACAAGUUGGUAAACUAUAUCAAUGAAACUUCUGUAGCUGGUAUGUGGAGUCAAAAUGCUAUUCAGGCAACAAACGCAUGGCUGAAGGAAGGUUUGAAGCCACGCUGUAUCACCCGAGAUCUCAAGUGGGGUGUUCCUGUUCCACAUGAGAAAUAUAAGGACAAGGUGUUCUAUGUUUGGUUUGAUGCACCGAUUGGCUAUGUAUCUAUCACAGCUUCCUAUACACCUGAUUGGGAGAAAUGGUGGAAGGAUCCUGAUAACGUAGAAUUGUUUCAGUUCAUGGGUAAAGAUAAUGUGCCAUUUCACACGGUCAUGUUCCCUUCUACAUUACUUGGAACUGGCGAAAAGUGGACAAUGAUGAAGACCAUAAGUGUGACUGAAUAUUUGAACUACGAAGCAGGAAAAUUCUCCAAGAGCCAUGGUAUUGGAGUCUUUGGUAAUGACGCGAAGGAUACAAAUAUACCUCCUGAAGUGUGGCGUUACUACUUGCUUACAAAUCGUCCUGAGGUAUCAGAUACACUAUUUACUUGGGCUGAUUUGCAAGCCAAAUUAAACAGUGAGUUGUUGAACAACUUGGGGAAUUUCAUCAACCGUGUGCUCAGUUUUGUUGCAAAACCAGCAGGAGCCGGAUAUGAUUCCAUCGUACCUGAUGCUCCUAACGCUGAGUCGCAUCCACUGACAAAGGCACUUGUUGAGAAAACUAAUAAAUGGGUUGAACAAUAUCUUGAAGCAAUGGAAAAGGUUAAAUUGAAACAAGGACUGAAGAGCGCUAUGGGCAUUUCUAGUGAUGGAAAUGCAUAUCUGCAAGAGAGCCAGUUUUGGAAACUUUAUAAGGAAGAUCCAGCAGCCUGUGCUGUUGUAAUGAAAACUUCAGUUGGUGUGGUCUAUCUCCUUGCCUGUUUGCUGGAGCCUUUCAUGCCUUCAUUUUCCAAUGAAGUGUUGCUGCAAUUAAAUAUGACCCCUGAAGAAAGCUUGUCUUUCUGUGACGAUAAAGGAGAAAUCGCCAAGGCAAAAAGACCUUGGGAUUUUGUAUCAGCAGGCCACAAAAUAGGAAAGCCUUCACCUCUAUUUAAAGAACUGAAAGAUGAAGAAGUAGAGUCCUUCAGGAAUAAAUUUGCAGGCAGCCAAGCUGAGAGGAGCUCAAAAGCACAAGCUGAUGCUGAAGCUAAGAAGGUUGCUGACAAGCUCAAGGGCACAAAAUUAUCUGAUGGAGGUCAAAAGAAGGAACAGAAAAAACAAUCAGGUGGUUCAAAAUCAAAGAAUGCAGAGGUGGAUGUCACGGUGGCAAAGUUGGAUAUUCGAGUGGGGCUUAUCAGGAAAGCACAGAAGCAUCCAGAUGCUGAUUCGCUGUAUGUAGAGGAGAUUGAUGUUGGAGAGGAAGCACCAAGAACAGUUGUUAGCGGCCUUGUCAAAUUCAUCCCUCUUGAAGAAAUGCAGAACCGGAAAGUGUGUGUUCUCUGCAAUCUGAAACCAGUGGCGAUGCGCGGUAUAAAAUCACAUGCAAUGGUUCUGGCUGCAUCAAAUGAGGACCAUACAAAGGUUGAGCUGGUUGAGCCACCAGAAUCCGCAGCGGUUGGGGAGAGGGUGACCUUUGCUGGGUACUCUGGAGAGCCUGAGGCGUCUCUCAACGCAAAGAGCAAGACGUGGGAGAAGCUAUCAGCUGACCUGCACAGCAACGGCGAGCUCGUGGCGUGCUACAAGGAUGUACCCUUCACAACUUCAGCUGGAGUUUGCAAGGUGAAGUCGAUAGCGAGUGGAGAAAUUCGCUAGCUUGGCGACGCCCCUAACGGUGGGGAUAUACUCGAGUGACUUGUUUGACUGAUUUUUAUCGGAAUUGCUGCUGUUUCUUUAUGAUGAAAAUUUUGAUCCUGCCAUUUGAAAGGUCUUGUAUUUGACAACUGCCAGUAUCAAGUAUUGUCCGCAUUUGUGUCAUCGUGAUUAUGAAGACGCAUGGAUAACCGUUUGUUUCCCUUGUAAUGUUGUAGACUUCUUGUAGUAACCUUUUACAAUUCGUCGUA
Molecule: messenger RNA, 2729 nt
Organism: Oryza sativa Japonica Group (Japanese rice)
Lineage: Eukaryota; Viridiplantae; Streptophyta; Magnoliopsida; Poales; Poaceae
Source: RefSeq, a predicted model, not a curated record